Molecule: messenger RNA, 2089 nt
Organism: Nymphalis io (European peacock)
Lineage: Eukaryota; Metazoa; Arthropoda; Insecta; Lepidoptera; Nymphalidae
Product: JNK1/MAPK8-associated membrane protein
Exons: 4
Coding region: 360-1253 (297 amino acids)
Biological process (GO): response to unfolded protein
Cellular component (GO): membrane
Molecular function (GO): ubiquitin protein ligase binding
Source: RefSeq, a predicted model, not a curated record
CUUUUAUACGUGACUGAUGAAUGUUUAGCUCAAAUAGCGUAGAUACACGCCAGAAAAGGAAAAAAAAAUGAUGCUUGCACGCUAACACCAAUAAAUUUGUUUCUCUGUCUACGCCAAUAAAUCAAUAACCAUGAUAGAUUAAACAAAAUAUAUUUGAGUACAAAUCUACAAACGUUCAAGGAGUUAUAAAAAUGACGUUUACAAUGAGUUUCAUAUUUGACGUUUGACUAAAAUUUUCAAUACAAAUGUCUGAAAAUACUAUAAUAUAUUUUCAUUUACUGUUUACAAACAUGAAAUAAAAUAUAUAUUUGGAAAUUAGAUAUAAUUAAUUCCACGUAUUUAUUAGAAAAUUUACAAAAAUGUCAAUAGUAAAAACUUGUCCGGGCUUGUAUUGUGGUCGAACAGAACUAGAGGAUGGCUCAUGGAGCGAUUGUGGUGCCUGCCCCAGAGGCUUCCGUACUAACGCCACCAGCUACUGUGUAGAAUGUUCUGAUGAACCUACACUUUACGAUUGGCAGUACCUUGGUUUUAUGGUUCUUCUACCUUUGGUUUUACACUGGUUUUUUAUUGAUAUGGUUGCUGCUGGAAAUCGUAAAUCUGCAAUAGUCGCACAACAUGUUUGUGCUUUCAUUGAAGUAGCAUCAGGGACACUAGCGGCAUUGUUAGCCUUGCCACCGACCGGCUCCAUAGAUUUACAUGUCUGCACACCUAAAGCCCUUUCUGAUUGGUACACAUUACUUCAUAACCCGCAACCCGACUACAAGGAAACUCUGCACUGUACACAGGAGGCCGUGUACCCAUUAUAUACAAUAAUAUUACUGAUAUAUGCAUUUAGUCUUUUAAUGACAGUUACACUGCGACCGUUUCUGCUAGUAUGGCAUAAAGCAAUACCAGGAAAGAAGGCUAUAUAUUGUGCCCUGUAUUUUUACCCCAUACUUGUUUUGACACACACUGUUGCUGCAGGACUAAUAUAUUGUGCUUUUCCGUACAUAAUAAUCAUUAUAUCUAUGAUGACGUCAGCAUCACAUUUCUCAAUCAAAAUAGAUCAGUCUGCACCAGAAUUGUUAAUGUCUUCAGUCACAAAUGGCAGGAAUUUAAUCAUACUUCUAGGACAUUGGCUCGUUCAUGCAUAUGGUAUUAUAUCUCUCACUGGUUUUAAGGAAUUAUGGUACUUGACCCUCGUACCGGCUCCUGCGCUUUUUUAUAUUCUAACUGCACAAUUUACUGAUCCAAUGAAGAUUCACAACGAUUGACUAGCUAGUAGAGUCUCCCGGGAGAAGUUGGUUUUGAUAUGACAUAAUGAAGAUGCAAGACGGGAUUUGGACGAUAUUGCUUUUGAAAAUUUAGAGAAGUAUAUGAAUGGAUACUAAACUCUAGGAUUCAGAAGAUUACCCGUUUUGCAACAGACUAUUAAUUAUGCUGUGAAGUGAUUGUAAAAAGAAGCAGAGUUUUUUUUUUAAAUUGCCACACACUAAUGAACUAAAGAAAUAAUGACUUUAAAUUUCACAUAUAAUGUUGUGUGGCAAAAAGAACCAGCUCAGUACAGCUGAGCUCUGUAUAAACAAUACAGAUAACUGCAUAAUUAUAAAUUAAUUAAAAAUAAAUAAAAUGAAUAUUAAAGUUAAAGUAAAGUGAAGUAACAACUUGUUAAUGUUUCAAUGCUGGGCUUAUCGUUUUGAGGAAAAGGUUUAAAGUUUAUUUCAUCACUGAGCAUGAGAUGAAACCAUUGAGCCAUUUUGGUUUCCAUUGUAAAUAGUUAUUGACAAUUGCAAUACUUAUGACAUAAUCGAAAUAUGUAUGUAAAUAGUAUCCAUUUAAAGUUAACUUACUUUAAAGCAAGUAAUAUUUGAUAAAGAUUGUUUAUGUAAAUAAGUCAAGAUUACAGUUGUAACGUGUUUUUUUUAAUCCUGAUGUCCAAAAGAAAGAGCAAAGAUUAGUUAAUGCACCUAUGUAUAUAGUUCAUAUAACCAUUGGCAUUUAAAUAUAUGAUAAAAUAUAUAGCAGUAAUUAGUGUAAGUUUAGUCCCUGUACAUGUAUGACUAUUCAAUGUUAUAAAACCUUCAUGCAUGAAUACAUAUAUGACCGGUAA